AAUUCUGCCAUAAAAUUCCGUGAAAAGCCAAAUCUUGAAUAUGAUGAUAUCCACAAGAGAAUGAAGAAGUGAACGGAACAGUAUUGUAUCAAGAAGAAGAAUAAGAAUUGAGAAAUAUGGAGAAGUACUUGAGAGAGAACUUCGACGUUGAGGCUAAGAGACCUUCUGAAGAAGCUCUAAGGCGAUGGAGAAAUGCUGUUUCUGUCGUCAAGAAUCCUCGUAGAAGGUUUCGUAUGGUUGCAGAUCUUGCCAAACGUGCCGAAGCCGAAAGAAAACGUAAAAAGCUUCAGGAAAAGAUACGAGUUGCUCUUUACGUGAAAAAGGCUGCAUUGCAUUUCAUUGAUGCUGCUAAUCUAGUUGAGUACAAGCUAUCAAAGGAUGUAAGGCAAGCUGGUUUUGGAAUUGACCCAGAUCAACUAGCUUCCAUAGUUAGAUCCCAUGAUUCCAAGGCCUUAGCAUUGCAUGGAGGAGUUGAAGGAUUGGCUAGACAUGUAUCUGUCUCUUUAAAUGAUGGAAUUUCCACAAAUGAUAUCUCUAUCAGGAAAAACAUAUUUGGCCUUAACCAAUAUGCUGUGAAACCUUCUAGGUCUUUCUGGAUGUUCGUUUGGGAAGCUUUGCAUGACCUAACACUAAUCAUACUCAUGGUUUGUGCUGCCAUUUCUAUAGGUGUUGGUAUUGCCACUGAAGGGUGGCCUAAAGGUAUGUAUGAUGGGCUUGGAAUAAUACUUUGCAUUAUUUUAGUAGUAAUUGUCACUGCAGUUAGCGAUUACAAGCAAUCAUUGCAAUUUAAGGUAUUGGAUAAGGAGAAGAAGAACGUAAUUGUUCAGGUAACUAGAGAAGGUUGCAGACAGAAAGUUUCUGUAUAUGAUUUAGUGGUUGGUGAUAUUGUUAAUCUAGCUAUUGGAGAUUUAGUUCCUGCUGAUGGUGUUCUUAUAGUAGGCCACAGCUUAUCAGUAGAUGAAUCAAGUUUAUCGGGUGAGAGCGAGCCGGUGGAUGUUAAUAACAAGAGGCCUUUUCUGCUAUCAGGAACAAAAGUGCAAGAUGGGUCUGGUAAAAUGCUUGUCACAGCAGUUGGUAUGAGAACAGAAUGGGGUAGAUUGAUGGUUACGCUCAGUGAAACAGGAGAAGAUGAGACACCAUUGCAAGUGAAGCUAAAUGGAGUUGCAACAAUUAUUGGGAAAAUUGGUUUAGCUUUUGCAAUAAUGACGUUUUUGGUUUUAAUGGGAAGGUUUUUAAUGACUAAGGCACGAAAUAACGAAAUCAUGAAAUGGUCUGCGAGUGAUGCAUUGACUGUUCUGAAUUUCUUUGCUAUUGCAGUUACUAUAAUUGUUGUUGCAGUUCCUGAGGGACUUCCUUUAGCAGUGACAUUAAGUCUUGCAUUUGCAAUGAAGCAAUUGAUGAAAGACAGAGCUUUAGUGAGGCAUUUAUCUGCAUGUGAAACAAUGGGUUCUGCUACUUGCAUCUGUACUGAUAAAACUGGGACACUGACCACAAAUCAUAUGGUAGUGAACAAAAUAUGGAUAUGUGAAGAAACGAAAACAGUAAAAAGCGAUGACAUAUUGUCCUCUAUCUCCAAAGAUGUGGCAAGAAUCCUUUUGCAGUCUAUAUUUAAGAAUACUGCCUCAGAGAUAACGAAAGGGAAAGACGGGAAGACUAAUAUUAUGGGGACCCCAACAGAGACAGCAAUUUUAGAGUUUGGAUUGCAAUUAGGGGGUGACAUUAAAAUACAUAGCAAGGAUUCUGAGGUAGUGAAAGUUGAGCCAUUCAAUUCAGUCAAGAAAAAGAUGUCUGUGCUUGUUUCUCUACCUAAUAAUCGUGGGUUUCAAGCAUUUUGCAAAGGAGCUUCUGAAAUUGUACUGGAAAUGUGUGACAAGAUAAUCGCUAAGGAUGGCAAGCCAGUUGGAAUGUCGCAAGAGAAGAAAAGUAAAAUCACACGUGUUAUAGAUGAUUUUGCCUGUCAAGCCCUGCGAACUCUAUGUCUGGCUUACAAAGAUGUAGAAAACAUUUCUAAAGAAGAUUGCAUUCCUCAAGAGAACUAUACAUUAGUGGCUGUUUUUGGAAUUAAGGAUCCAGUAAGACCUGGUGUAAAGGAGGCUGUCAAGACUUGUUUAGCCGCAGGGAUUAAUGUUCGUAUGGUUACUGGAGACAAUAUCAAUACAGCAAAAGCCAUAGCUAGGGAAUGUGGCAUAUUAACACACGAUGGCUUAGCAAUUGAGGGACCGGAUUUUCGUGGUAAAAGCCCACGGGAGAUGAAGGAGAUAAUACCAAAACUUCAGGUUAUGGCACGCUCAUCGCCUUUAGACAAGCAUAAAUUGGUAACCCAAUUGAGGAAUGUCUUUAAAGAAGUUGUGGCAGUGACUGGUGAUGGGACUAACGAUGCUCCAGCUUUGGCUGAGGCAGACAUUGGGCUUGCCAUGGGAAUAGCAGGAACUGAGGUUGCAAAAGAAAAUGCCGAUGUUAUAAUAAUGGAUGACAAUUUUACAACCAUAGUCAAUGUGGGAAGAUGGGGAAGAUCAGUUUAUAUAAACAUCCAAAAGUUUGUACAGUUUCAGUUAACAGUCAAUGUGGUUGCUUUAAUGAUCAAUUUCAUUUCAGCAUGUGCAUCAGGUGAUGCUCCACUUACCACUGUCCAACUGCUAUGGGUGAAUUUGAUAAUGGACACUCUUGGUGCAUUGGCAUUAGCCACAGAACCUCCUAAUGAUGGGCUGAUGAAAAGACCUCCAAUAGGCCGAAAUGUAAAUUUCAUUACCAAGAUCAUGUGGAGGAAUAUUAUUGGACAAAGCAUCUACCAAAUCGUUGUGCUUGUGGUACUCCAAUUUCACGGGGAACGGCUUUUGAAACUCACAGGUUCAGAUGCCAGAGAAACACACAACACUUUCAUAUUUAAUACCUUUGUGUUCUGCCAGGUUUUCAACGAAAUAAACAGCCGGGACAUGGAGAAGAUAAAUGUUUUCCAGAGAGUGUUCGAUAGCUGGGUAUUCUUGGGGGUGAUAUUUUCUACAGUAGCUUUCCAAAUAAUAAUGGUGGAAUUGCUGGGAACAUUUGCUGAUACAGUGCCACUAAGCUGGGAGUUAUGGUUGGCCAGUGUAUUGAUUGGAGCUGCAAGCUUAGUUAUUGCUGUUGUUUUGAAGUGCAUUCCUGUUCAAAGCACCAAUGCUGACCAAAUCUCUGACCAUCAUCAUGUUUAUCAACCUCUUCCUAGUGGUCCUGAUAUGGCAUAAAAUGUUUUUUCCAUUUUAUUUUCUUUUAUUGAACAAUAGCAGAAUAUUCGUCAGUACCCUUCAAUUGUUCAAUUCUUUGCUUGGAAUAGGAAAGUUCUAAGGUUUACUUGCCUUUUCUUUUUUGCUUUUGCUAGCAUUUCACUUUUUGUGACUUUUUAAUUGUUGUAUUAUCAUUCAAGUCCAGGCUUAAGGCUAUAUUAGUUGGUCUUAAAUUGGGAGUGCCCAUUAGUCUAUUCACUACAACAAAGGAUAUCUAUGGAAGGUUUUUCUUUUUCCCUA
Jatropha curcas is the source of this 3500-nucleotide messenger RNA. Its product is annotated as putative calcium-transporting ATPase 11, plasma membrane-type. Lineage: Eukaryota; Viridiplantae; Streptophyta; Magnoliopsida; Malpighiales; Euphorbiaceae. Gene Ontology annotation, cellular component: plasma membrane; intracellular membrane-bounded organelle. Gene Ontology annotation, biological process: calcium ion transmembrane transport. Gene Ontology annotation, molecular function: ATP hydrolysis activity; calmodulin binding; P-type calcium transporter activity. The record is from RefSeq and is a predicted model, not a curated record.